This is a messenger RNA of Cooperia oncophora, 477 nucleotides long. The record is from the annotation of a GenBank genome assembly. NCBI's taxonomy places the organism in Eukaryota, Metazoa, Nematoda, Chromadorea, Rhabditida, Trichostrongylidae.
AUGCUGUACAUUGGUGGAUACGAUGGCGAGCUACCGCAUCACCUCGCUAUGAUUUCCGGUUUCCAUGGAUGCAUGAAAAAGGUACGGCUCAAUGGACGGUCGAUCGCAUUUCGACCCGAACAUGGUCAACAUAUUCGCGAAUGUGGAGCCGAUCCAUGUGCAGCUGCUGGAUGUCCCCGUUCGUGCACCUCUACGAAUGAUGAUUUCGUGUGCUUGUGUGAAUGGCCAAAACAUGGGAAGACUUGCGAACAAGAAACAAAACGACUACUUACAAUGCGCUUCUCUGGCCACUCCUAUCUAGAACUCAAAAAGACCGAGCUUAUGGACCAAGUCACGGGAGAUUCGUUGAAAAUGGAGAUUAAUCUCAAGUUGAGCAAUGCCACUGACUUCGCAUCUUCGCCUUCUAAGAGCCAGUUACUCGUAUUCGCUGGAGAGAACGGAAUCAACGCUGACUUCUUCCGGCUGCUCAUCACACCG